CACACACUCGCACUCACACACACUCACACUCACACAGCUGCAGACAGCUCUCUGCCGGCUAAACCAGCACCUGCCUUCCACAGUCAGCUCACAGCAUCUCUGCUGCAUGACACACACAAAAAGAAAAAUAGCGCUGAAGCCAUUUCAGCCUUUAGUUUUCUCUGUUUUUUUUUCUUUCUGUUGCUGAAUCCCAGUUUGAGCGAGAGAAGAGGAAGUAGUGCUGAAAACCAGCUGAUUCUCAUGUCUGCUGCUUCUCCCUAGCUCACGCAUCACAUCCACACCCACACCCAAGGAUACCCUCCCUGCUUUGCCGCUGCUCUUUUUCCCUUUUUCUCCUCCUCUUCAGUUUCUCCAACUACAUUUUUUUUUUUUAAAUUCCCUUUGGGAUGCUCGCCUGACCUCCCUCCUCUCUGAUCAAAGACUUUUGUGGAUGCUCUUCUUUUUAAUCCCUCCUGUCUCUGCUACUUGGGUGCUACCUGUGGAGGUCCCUCAGUUCUCUGGUUCUUCGCCAGGCAGCCGUCUCCCGGAGUGCAGGCCUACAGAGAGGAACUAUGCUGGGCUUGGACGUGUGUGAGUUUGGGGGUCAAGUGCUGGAGCUGCUCUGGCUAACCAUGUGCUACAGAGGUCUGCUGACUGACAAGAACAAUUUGCCCGUCGGAGAUGAAGACGAUGAGCGGAACCUCAACUACAAUCCGCCGGCUCAGAAAUCACUGCAGGAGAUUCAGGAAAUGGACAAAGACGACGAGAGCCUGGUGAAAUACAAGCAGACUCUGCUUGGGCCAGAAGCCCUGACCGCAGACCUCUCUGGGCCCAAUGUGAAGGUGACCAGACUGACCCUGUUGUGUGAUGACGCCCUUGAACCAGUCACUAUGGACCUGACAGGAGAUCUGAGCACUCUGAAGGAGAAAAACUUCACCUUACAAGAAGGGGUGAAAUACAGGAUAAAGAUCAACUUCAAGGUAAGCAGGGAUAUUGUUUCUGGCCUGAAGUAUCGCCAUGUGACCUACAGGAAAGGAGUCAGAAUCAACAAGCUGGUGUGUAUGGUGGGAAGCUACGGCCCUCGGGCGGAGGACCAGGAGUUUCUCUGCUCCCCUGAUGACGUGCCCAAAGGCCUGCUGUCCCGUGGCCAGUACCUGAUCAAGUCCUGCUUCACUGAUGAUGACAAGAACAUCUACCUAAGCUGGGAGUGGAACCUCAACAUUAGCAAGGACUGGAAUUGAUAGCGUGAGACAGACAAAGCUUCUCUCUUCUCUCUUUUCACACCUGCCCUUCAUCCCCUGCUCCUGUCCUCCCCCUCUGUCAUCUUCUCCUUUCCCUGGUCUAGACAGGAAGCUCUCUUCGCCCUCCUCCGUCUCCUCUGCUUUCUAAACCUUGUUUGUUUAAUGCAUCAUACAGACAGGAGUCCCUCUCUCUGCCUUUUAUCCCUGAAUUAUCCGAACAUUCACUUCUUUUCUUUACUUUCACUUUUCUUUCCCUUCAUAGAAAGUCAGUCCAGCCUGUUCGAAGCACCAAGAGAAGCAGAAUUUAAAUAUGACAACAUGAUUUUGUUGUUGGAAAAGUACAGAUGCAGCUGCAGAAUCAAAUAAUCUGAGUUCCUGCAACUUUUUUUUUCAGUUUACUGAAAGAGGAAAGAGAAACUCAAAAUGUUACAUGUUUGAUUAGCAGACAUACUCAAGGAGACAAGGGGAAAUAUAGGUGUAGAAUAUUUUUGGAUACCAAAGUGGAUCCCUGGACAUGUCAGAAACAGGUCAGAACGUCAGUUUGGAAAGGGGAACUGGACAAAGACAUACAGCUCACAGAGGCAGAGAAACCCCUCAGGGCCAGAGUGCCCUGAUCUGUGUGUGUGGUUUUUUUAAUUUUGUAAUUUUUUUUAUUUUCUAUUCAGUGUGGCUCACACCUGCAGAAUACCAUUGUUUCUGAUGCGUGACAAAGUAAAUGUGCAUCUAAAAGAAUAGAUUAAAAGGAAAAGUUGCACCACUCGCAAGUUUGAGCUGGUUUUACGUUUUUGAUCUAUCUGUAUGUGUAUCACCGUAACACCCCAUCGAUGUCAAAACUUGCUGAGUCAAUGGCAUUUUUCUAUAUCAUUAAAGAAAAAUGAAAUCCGCAGGGCAUUUCACUGAAAGAAAGAAAAAGAGGUGCGUUGAUAUUCUAUGUGUUUACUUUGUAAAUCAUCUGCUUUAACCAGUUGUACAUAAAAUAUCUGUUUGUUGUUGUUCAAAACACACACCAACCGGGGAAAUGAUUGUUCAGGUAAGAUUUUGUUAAAUGUUAAAUUUUUUUCUAAUAAAUCCGUGUUUCAUGAUUCUCUCUGCUACAUGAUAAAGCAUCAGGUCUUCAGGAAGCAAAAUAAGUUGGAAAGUCAAGAAAAACAUUUUAUUUUUUGGUGGAGCAUUUGAAUGUUUCGUUUGCUUUCAAAGCGACAGAUUUUUUCAUGUGUUUGUGGCGCUUUUUGAAAGAGCACACUAGUGAACGACUUUAACUGAACUGUGUAUAUUGUAGAAAGAGAUGCAUGUAUGUCCUUUAGGAUUUGAUACUAUUCUCUCUGAAACAAGAAAAACAAAAAAAGAACUAAAUCUCUCCUAUCCAAGGAUACAAGAUGUGAAUGAGAUUAUGCAAUGUGGCUAGAAGGUACUGGAGGAGGAGAACAUGGAUAUUCCUGAAAAAAAUAAGAAAUAUCAUUACUGUGCUGAGUCUUUGGAUAUGCUUUCGUCAUUGUAGCUGAACAUAUUCAACACUGAAGUACCAUUUGAGUGAAUCGUUGUGGUCUAAGACUAACUGUAAAUGUUGGCUUGUUGGGUGUUGCAUGGUUUAGCAAGAUUCCUUCCUUCCUUUUUUUUUUUACAACUUUAUUCUGAAACUUAAUGUGACAGAAAAAAAAAGAAACUACGGGUGAAUAUCCAGAUGGCAGUGGUUGCCAUAAGCCGUGGAUACAGUAUUUACAGGGAUGGUUUUAAAGGCACAGAGCUGGAAAAAAGCUGCCUGUGCCUCCUGUAACAAUCAAGUCCUGCAUCUUCAAAUAGUGGUGUCAAAUCUAGUAUCCUGUAUCGUUCAAUAAAGGCAAUU
Messenger RNA from Cololabis saira (Pacific saury), 3063 nucleotides. Its product is annotated as rho GDP-dissociation inhibitor 2-like. Bases 552 to 1220 code for a protein of 222 amino acids. Lineage: Eukaryota; Metazoa; Chordata; Actinopteri; Beloniformes; Belonidae. Gene Ontology annotation, cellular component: cytosol; cytoplasm; membrane. The transcript is spliced from 6 exons. Gene Ontology annotation, biological process: Rho protein signal transduction. Gene Ontology annotation, molecular function: Rho GDP-dissociation inhibitor activity; protein binding. The record is from RefSeq and is a predicted model, not a curated record.